AUGCACACAGGCGGGGUCUUCCUUGAUGUUGCCAAGGCCUUCGACAAGGUCUGGCACAAGGGUCUCUUGCACAAAAUGAUCACCAGCAGUUUCCCUGAUGGUCUAAUUCAACUAAUUGAAUCCUACCUUGACCAUCGAACGUUCAGCGUCAAGCUGGGUGACGUACGUUCCUCGGUUCGACCCAUUAGAUCAGGUGUGCCCCAAGGGUCUAUCCUGUCGCCAUUUCUAUUUGCCAUCUUUAUGGCUGACAUGCCCAAGAUUCAGGCCGGAUCCUCCACCUCCGUAGCCUACUACGCCGAUGAUACUGCCAUCCUGGUGAGGCACACUUCGACCGAUCAUGUCACGAGGUUGCUCCAAGAGGCCCUUGAUCAAAUUGAGGAUUGGUUCCGGCUCUGGCGUAUUGACGUCAAUCCGACCAAGAGCGUUGCGGUUCUGUUCACUCGAAAGCGCGCCACUCCAUCUGGUUUGCGUUUCAAGCAGCACAUCGAAUCGACCAGGAACAAAGCCUGUGCAACCAUCAAGCUGCUUUAUCCCUUGAUGAACAGGAGGAGCCGUCUCAACAUUCCAAGCAAGUUGGCCAUUUACAAAUCAAUCAUAAGAUCCGGCAUGACUUAUGCGUCUCCUGCAUGGGGUCAUACUGCACGCACUCACUUGUACAAGCUGCAAGUGAUUCAGAAUAAAACAUUGAGAACCAUCUACAAUGCGCCCUGGUUCAUCAGGAAGGUGCAGCUGCACCGGGAGGCUAAUAUUCCUUUCCUCUCGGAAUAUAUGAAGAAGUCAGCUGAGAAGGCUUUUGCCAGAGCUGAGAUCCAUUCAAAUCCUCUCCUGCGAGCGGCCGUCGACUACGACCCGGGUGAUUAUCACACCCAUAAAAGGCCGAGAAUGGCUGCUACAUGA
Nicrophorus vespilloides is the source of this 897-nucleotide messenger RNA. RefSeq names its product RNA-directed DNA polymerase from mobile element jockey-like. Bases 1 to 897 code for a protein of 298 amino acids. Lineage: Eukaryota; Metazoa; Arthropoda; Insecta; Coleoptera; Silphidae. The transcript is spliced from 2 exons. The record is from RefSeq and is a predicted model, not a curated record.